Messenger RNA from Phytophthora nicotianae INRA-310, 198 nucleotides. RefSeq lists its product as hypothetical. The record is from RefSeq and is a predicted model, not a curated record. Lineage: Eukaryota; Oomycota; Peronosporomycetes; Peronosporales; Peronosporaceae. Bases 1 to 198 code for a protein of 65 amino acids. The transcript has 2 exons.
AUGAGCGUGCUAUUUCACAUUAAAACUGCGAAGCAGUCCUACCAUCCUGGUAUCCUUGAAGAGGCAUUGACGAGGUUUGUGAAACGACCACAUUAUCGUCAGAGUGGCGACCGAUCAAGACCAAUUGACCGACAGGGUCUGGAGAUUCAAACCCCGUCCAAUCCCGUCUCGCUGCUCAAAGCCGACGCAAAGGAGUAG